Molecule: messenger RNA, 3098 nt
Organism: Lycium barbarum (goji berry)
Lineage: Eukaryota; Viridiplantae; Streptophyta; Magnoliopsida; Solanales; Solanaceae
Product: F-box protein PP2-B10-like
Exons: 3
Coding region: 135-893 (252 amino acids)
Molecular function (GO): protein binding
Source: RefSeq, a predicted model, not a curated record
AACGGAGGGAGUAUCUAGUUGGUAUUAUCCCAUUAAUAUUAGAAGAAUCGUUAACACCUAACACAAAGUUGAUAAGAAAAAAACUUUAAACUCUGCAAUAAGUAGUGAAAUCAUUUGAUUUUUUUUUUUUUUUCAUGGAGUAUUUUUUGUCACUGCCAAAAGAUUGCAUAUCAGAAAUAUUUUCCUUAACAUCACCAAAAGAUGCUGCUAGAUCUACAAUUGUCUCACAAGGAUUUAAGUCAAUUGUUGAAUCUGACGUUGUUUGGGAGAAUUUUUUGCCUUGUGAUUAUCAACAUAUUAUCAAUAUGUCAGAAUCUUUCUUGGUUUAUUCUUCAAAAAAAGAGCUGUAUUUAAGUCUCUGCAAUACUCCAAUUCUACUUGAUGGAAGCAAACUGAGCUUUUCACUUGAUAAGAAGACUGGAAAGAAAUUUUUUAUGGUGGCACCAAAGGAACUUGUUUUUUCAUGGGAUCAUACAUCAAGAUAUUGGGGACUCUCAUAUUACCCAGAAUCCAGAUUCUCAGAAGUGGCUUAUUUCCCGGGUUUCCGUUGGCUUGAUAUCCGUGGAACAAUUGCAAGUCAAAUGUUGUCGAAGAGAACAGCAUACGCUGUGUAUCUGGUGUUCAAAUUAACGCCAGAUGGAUUUGACGGUCUUGAAAUUGGUAAUUCAGUUGUUAGAUUUGUCAAUCAUGAGGCUGAGGAACGACAAAAAAUCAGGAGAAUUGGUUUCUUUAGUGCUCAAAGAAGAGCUGAUGAAUGGAUGGAAAUAGAAAUGGGAAAGUUUUUCAAUGGUGUUGGAGAGGACGGAGAUGUUGAAGCGCCGUUAAUGGAGAUUAGGCGUCGUUUUGGGAUAGGCGGCAUCUUAGUUCACGGAGUAGAGUUUCGACCAGAAUGAAGAAGAGAAUGAGUCUCUCUCUUUUGGGCUAUGCUACACGGAUUCUCUAGAAAUAUUGUCGCACCUGUGUCGGAUCCUCCAAAAAUGCGCUACUUCUGGAGGAUUCGACACACGCCGCGACAAUUUUGGAGAGUCCGAGCAACACAGCUUUUGGAUAGAAUCAAAUUUUUCUGAAUGUGGCCCUUCUCACCAAAUGAUUUGCUAUAUGAAAAACUAUUUGUUCUGGUGCCUCCUGCAAAUGUAAUUGUUCCAUAUAUGUUCCAUCUAUAUACUACUAUAAGUUUGUUUGUGCAGCAUUACCAAGAAACCGGGGAGAUCAGUUUCCUUGUAAUAUAUUGAUAUUAGGUGAAAUGUUGGUUCCAUUUGUACUGGUACAUCAUUUGGCUAAAGGAAAUUUUGAGUCAUAUUUCCUUGGGGUGAAUCCUGAUGCACAGAAUAUGCAUUAUAGGAAUGCAAAAUAGUCCCUCAAGUUUGGCCUCAAGUUCAAAAAUGUCCCUUAUGUAUAAACGGGUGCACUAAUAGUUCUUUAAGUAUGUAAAACUGGUGCACUUUUAGUUCAAGCAAACUAUUUCCGUCUAUUUUGACAGAGUAUGUAAAACUGGUGCACUUUUAGUUCAAGCAAACUAUUUCCGUCUAUUUUGACAGAGAUUGAGCUUGGUCAGUUUGUGCUUUGGUUGGUUAGUGAACAAUGGAGUGUCAAGGAGGGUGGCGAAGCUCUUGUUUUAUCGGGCAGAGGCGGAUCAAGGAUUUGAAGUUUAUGAGUUCCUAUAACCACCUCAAAUUAAUAUAUUGGGCUCACGUUCACAAUUAAAUAUCUAUAGAUAUCUAGUAGAUAUUUAAUACGUAUAUAGGAUCUGGCCAAAGCUACUGGAUUCCUGUGUACCGGCAUAUUACUCUCUGGAUCCGCCUCUGUUGUCGGGGCUCUUUUUAUAAGCAGCUCACUGAAGGAUUCAGGACGAACUAGACGGGAUUAGUUUGCUUGAAAUAAAAUGCACCUGUUUUGCAUACUCUAUUCAAGGACAGUUUUGAGUCGACGGCUAAACAUAAGGAACUAUUUUAGACCUUAUCUCGAAGGGUAUAUUUAACCCUUUUUUGAUAGUACAGGGGUGUAUUUGACUCUUUUCAAUGUCACUUUUUAUAUUUAGUAACUUUUUACACUCAAUAUCCUACACGACAUAUUUAAGAUCAUAAGAUUCAAAGGGCAUCUUGGUACAUUACACAUCCUUAGCUUAGGACCACAAGAUUCAAAAGUCUUGUCUUUAUUUUUUUAAACUCCGUGUCGAGUUAAACUAAGGCAAACAAAUUGAAACAAGGAGUAUUAUAAAUUUAGAUUUUUUUUUCUUGUUUAAUGUUUGUAACAGCUUGUAUCUCCUCAUAAAUUACAAACAACUGCAGAAACAUCAAUUAACUCUUGUGAUAAAGUCAAAUCAUGGGGAAAAUCAAACGAUAAAUCUUCAGAACCAGGGGCAUGGCUUGCUGAAGGCCGAAAGACUUUAACUCCACGGGGUGGAGAAUUUCUCAGAAAUAUGGGAAAUGAUAUAGACGCGAUUGGAAAGGAUUAUGCAACCGUCUUUGAGGGUUUUAUUUCACAGUUGCCCGUGCAGCAGCACAUUGAUUUGAAGUUUCUCAUGUUUAAGCUCAACUUCACUGAGUUCUAUAGUCAGUUACAGCCAAUUACAAGAGGGAAGCUUUUCUAGCGUCGUGUCUAUUACACUUUCUGAUUUGCAGUUUCAAAUUCGCGGUUGCUCUUUCAUCACCUGCAGACAGUUAUAGGGAGGAAGAUCUGUGCGACCCAGCAUCUAUCACAGAUGUUUCAUUACCUUGUACACGAUGAAAGACCACUUGUUGGCCACUCUAGCCCAGGCCUUAGGAGUUUGGAUGUCAUUGUUUGGCUUUAGGCGUUAUAUCUCCUCGCAUCAUUUGGAUUUUCCCGAUAGUUUUUCCACAUCAAAUUCUCUCCAUUGUCCGUUUACGUCACUUUUCCAACACAGGUGUUGGUUGGUGCAUUCUUGAUUGAGGAGACGGGUAUAUUGAUGCUACUAACCAUCAUGCAACAUUGUAGGUCUGUUUGGGGUUCUAUUUGUUUAUUUAUUUUUGCUCUUUUUCGCUGCUAUUAGUAAGCGGCCUGAAGCUUGUAUAUCUGUAAUAUAGUGUUUGUUCGUCAAUUGGUAAAAAUUGACCAACCAAUCAGCUUUUCGUUUUUCA